UCGAUCACAAGAGUCAUCUCGAGAUAAUGGUCCUUCUUUGAGCACUCCGCUGAGUCCCAUGUUCUGUCCUCCUGGAAGCGGACAUUCGAGUCACAGUACUUCAGCUAUGACAUCGAGACCGUAUAAUCCCCAGCAGUGGGGCCAAAACAAUGUCGUUGGAGGAUCACAUAUGGCCUUCUCCCCCACUUGGCGGUUUCCUAGAGACACGACUGGCAUGGAAGUCUUGGUCGGUACAUUUCUGUAUGCACAUUUUGAUGACCAAAUUCUAGCAUCAAUGCCUUCUCCGCCACCGCCAUAUACACCUCCACCUGACAGUGCUUCUCGCCUGAUGCGAUCAGUACCUACCACAGGCCUCGUUCGUUCGCCCCUAUCAGUGGAUUCAUCGUCAGCCAAUACAACGAGUCGUCACUCGACUCCGCCAAAUGGACUCUCAGGACACUUCCCGCCACCUCCCACCUCUUCUCGUGAUCGCCCCAGCUCGGGAAUAGGUAGAGACCCUCAACGUUCAAGAUUCAGUAUCUCUGGGCUUGCUGCCCGUGUCAAACGAUCUGAUAGCUCUGACCAGAUAUCUACCCUAAACUCUUUGCAUGGUCAAGUACCUGUGGUACCUGCAGGACCCAGUUCGCGACCUCCAGCUUCUCGUCGCGCCGCUUCUACCGGGGCCAUCUUGACCCACGCCCCACAUCAGACCGCAAUCACCAGAGUCAUCACAUUGGGAACCUGGGAUGCCACUUCCUCNNCGCCCCCACCAGGACCUCCUCCAGAGAACAGAUCUCAGAGUCUCAAUCGAUAUGCGAGACGAACUUCGGAAGUAAGAGCUGCCGCUACUCCUUCAAGUUCAGGGAGAAGACAUGAGAACACUCUGGGAGAGAUCCCUCCUACUCCUUCAGACUGGAAUCCAGACUCAGACAAUAAUUCUGGCUUUAUGGAGUUGCGUGUGGAUACUGGACAAUCAGCAGAAUGCCAUAGUAUAGAAAGUAACGGUGGGAGUCAACGUACAGCAAACCAAGAAGUCAUCACGAACAGUAUACGUGAAAGGAGGUCACGAAGUCGAGCCAAGAGGGAGGGUCAAGAGAUUGUUCAGGAAGUUCGAGGCAGUCAUGAUGCCCCGAGUAACACCGCGCCUAGUUUAACAAGACCUACUAAUCUCACACUGGCUACUACUGAUGGCUUGCUUCGGAGAAGACGCACCACGGCUGUUGAGUCAUCUUCAUCUCAGUCUAGCCCGGCUCAACCUUCAUCUCCUGAAUACACACGUCGCUCGGAACAUGGUCGCAAAGACUUGACAAUAUUGACCCCUCCUUAUACACCUUCUGUCGCUGCUCCGCAUAAGGGCGGUCUGCAUAAUGUUACUACAUCCAGCGAUCAAAACUCACAUCAACCCACUCAAGCGUGUGUCACACAACCUACGAUCAACAAUUCUCGUAGCGCAUCCGCAAACGACACGGUCCCCUCAAACUCAAGCAAUCUUUCACAAUUUGCCCAAUCUAGUUUGGAACGAUACCGAGUAUUUGUCGCCCAAGAAGUUGCUGCUCAGAACGAUCAGGAGCGGUUGGAACUCUUUGCGAGUUUCAUGGUUCAAGAGUCGAGAUUACGAAGAGGACUCUACUCGAAAGCUUUCAACACCAUGGCUGGAGACAUCAUCGAGUUGACGCGCGAUUUGUGGAGACCAUUGCCUGCCGCAGCUGAGCAUGAUACCAUCGCACCUAAGAGUCGGAACGUGAGCCCAGAAAGUGCAAAUAUCAUGAUCGAUCUGGACGCCAGCUUCAGCACAUCUAUGACCUCUACUGAGGAACACACGCCAGCUACUGAUACAGAGUCUUUGGCCGACGAGAGCCAAGACGCUGUGGACCAAAGACCUUCCAAUCCUUGGGGUGACAAAUUCAAACCAUGUCUUUCACCGAUUCCUAGCAUGGCUGUCAGCACUGUGCCGGAUGAAGAAAGCUCUAGAGGUAGAUCGGCCAGCCGGUGGUGGGAAGAGAGCGUGGAUGGCUCGUUUGGCAACGGUGGUAGAAGACUGGAGCGAACCAAGCAAGAGACGAAGUACAUGAGUUUGCAUCCUCAGGAGUUGUUUAUCGCUGCGCAACCUUCACCUAAUCAGAGCACACCCACACCUGGUACCAGCAAGCAGACAUUCCAGUAUGGACCUGACGAAUAUCCUCAAGAGAAGGUUGGCUGGCAUGAAGACGAAAGUUUGUAUACCCCGUCGAACCCGCCCUCGGCAACUUUACUCUCACCUCGCAACAAAGCACCCGUUGGCCGUCCAGUGGGCAGAUCAGCUCUGGAUGUUACAAGACUGGUCACACUUCCGCCACCAUAUCCGCGCCACUAUCCUGCUGUAAAUAACAGUCAUCCUGCAUUGGGCACGCUUAGAGCGAACCACCGUGCUGUAGCAGACCUCUCGAGCAUUCGCGAACUCAUCCAGGCUCACGAAGCCACCGAGAUCAGCCGCCGUCAAUCAUGGCGAACUUCAGCCGGAGAACGACUUCGUUGCUUCCGUUCUCAGACACAAGCGUCUAUUAAUUCAGGAAAGAUAUCAUAUAACGAUGUCAACCAAGUUGAGCUCACGUUCCGUCAGUCCGAGGCCGCAAAUGUACUACGCCAGGCCGAAACACAAUGUCAAGACUUCCGGCAGCGAGUUCAUGGGCCCGUGUCUCGAAUGCUUGUUGAACAUGCACGAAGUUGUGACGAUUACAUUGAUCAACUCAUGAAAGCACUAGACGCAGAAGCUGAAUGCGACCAGAACUUGCUAGCCCAGACUGAGGGAGAUGAAAGGCCUGAGCUUGUUGAGCAGCUCACACUUCUAAAGUGGUUGUUUGAAAGCAGAGAGCAUGUUCACAAGGAACGGUUCGACAUUGAUACUGCCCUUGUCGCGAGAGAAUCUGCAGCUGUCUUGACAAAUUACCGGCAGAAUGCGAGCGAAGUACAGCUGCGCCAGGCCGAGGGCCACUUCGAGGCCGAUCGCCAGAGACGACAACUCCGAUAUGCACAAGAGACGUACGAGAGAUACGACCGCUUACGCAAAAUCGUGGAGAGACAUAUCUCAAGGGGAGUCGAAAUCCAGCUGUCGGCGUUCUGGGACAUCGCACCAGGUCUGGUUGAAGUUGUGCACAAAGUGCCCGACAACCUGCACGGAUUUGAGAUUGUCGUGCCUUCCAACGAACUGGCAGAGAACAUAUCGUAUCACGAGUUUCCUCUACAAUACAUGUACACCAUUUUGGUACAUGCCAAGAAAUCGGCAUAUCAGUUCAUCGAGGCGCAGACAAACCUGCUAUGUCUUUUGCACGAGGUGCACACUGCGACUGAAGCUGCUACUCUAGGAUUGCAAGAAAUUGAGCGCACUGCAGCGGGUGAAAGUGCGAGCCUUGUGCAGGCAGACAUGGUGCGUUUCAAGAAGCAGAAGGAACAGGAGUUGACUGAAGACUUGCAAGGCAAAGUGCACGAGGUAGAAGGUCAAUGGAGAGAGGCUUUGGGAGCAUCGAUUGAAGAGUGUAUUGAAAGGGUCAGAACGUGGCUGGAGCACACUGGCGGCUGGGAGGAGAGUCUGGAAGUU
Molecule: messenger RNA, 3553 nt
Organism: Aureobasidium musti
Lineage: Eukaryota; Fungi; Ascomycota; Dothideomycetes; Dothideales; Saccotheciaceae
Source: the annotation of a GenBank genome assembly